Myotis lucifugus (little brown bat) is the source of this 3948-nucleotide messenger RNA. It is a transcript of the gene PTK7, whose product is annotated as protein tyrosine kinase 7 (inactive). Gene Ontology annotation, cellular component: axon; neuronal cell body; plasma membrane. Gene Ontology annotation, molecular function: axon guidance receptor activity; ATP binding; protein kinase activity. The record is from RefSeq and is a predicted model, not a curated record. Gene Ontology annotation, biological process: synapse organization; homophilic cell-cell adhesion; protein phosphorylation. Bases 1 to 3117 code for a protein of 1038 amino acids. The transcript is spliced from 20 exons. NCBI's taxonomy places the organism in Eukaryota, Metazoa, Chordata, Mammalia, Chiroptera, Vespertilionidae.
AUGGGGCGGGUUCUCCCGGAGAAGCCCCGGGACACGGGGCUGCGGAGUCCUGUGGGCGCCCAGGCAGCCAUCGUCUUCAUCAAGGAGCCGACCUCCCAGGAUGCCCUGCAGGGGCGCCGGGCGCUGCUCCGCUGUGAGGUCGAGGCCUCAGGCUCGGUGCACGUGUACUGGCUGCUGGACGGGGCCCCUGUCCAGGACACCGAGCGGCGUUUCGCCCAGGGCAGCAGCCUGAGCUUCGCGGCUGUGGACCGGCUGCAGGACUCAGGAGCCUUCCAGUGCGUGGCUCGGGACAAGGCCACUGGAGAGGAGGCCCGCAGUGCCAACGCCUCCUUCAACAUCAAAUGGAUUGAGACCGGCCCUGUGGUCCUGAAGCACCCGGCCUCGGAAGCUGAGAUCCAGCCCCAGACCCAGGUCACUCUGCGCUGUCACAUUGACGGGCACCCCCGGCCCACCUACCAGUGGUUCCGGGAUGGGAGCCCCCUCUCCGAGGGUCAGAGCAACCACACGGUCAGCAGCAAGGAGCGGAACCUGAGCCUCCGGCCGGCCGGCCCUGAGCACAGUGGCGUCUACUCCUGCUGCGCCCACAAUGCCUUUGGCCAGACCUGCAGCAGCCAGAACUUUACCUUGAGCAUUGCUGAUGAGAGCUUUGCCAGGGUGGUGCUGGCGCCCGAGGACGUGGUAGUGGCGAGGAACGAGGAGGCAAUGUUCCACUGUCAGUUCUCAGCCGAGCCACCCCCGAGCCUGCAGUGGGUCUUUGAGGAUGACACUCCCAUCACUAACCGCAGCCGCCCCCCACACCUCCGCAGAGCCACGGUGUUUGCCAACGGGUCCCUGCUGCUGACCCAGGUCCGGCCGCGCAAUGCCGGGGUGUACCGCUGCAUAGGCCAGGGCCAGAGGGGCCCGCCCGUCGUCCUGGAGGCCUCACUGCACCUGGCAGAAAUUGAAGACAUGCCUCCAUUUGAACCCCGGGUGUUCACAGCGGGCAGCGAGGAGCGUGUGGCCUGCCUGCCCCCCCAGGGUCUGCCGGAGCCCAGCAUGUGGUGGGAGCACGCAGGAGUCCGGCUGCCCACGCACGGCAGAGUCUACCAGAAGGGCCGCGAGCUGGUGUUCGCCAGUAUCGCCGAGAGUGAUGCCGGUGUCUACACCUGCCACGCAGCCAACCUGGCUGGUCAGCGGCGACAGGAUGUCAACAUCACCGUGGCCACUGUGCCCACGUGGCUGAAGAAGCCCGAGGACAGCCAGCUGGAGGAGGGCAAGCCGGGCUACUUGCAUUGCCUGACGCAGGCCACACCGAAGCCCACAGUCAUCUGGUACAGAAACCAGAUGCUCAUCUCGGAGGACUCUCGGUUCGAGGUCUCCAAGAACGGGACCCUGCGCAUCAACAGCGUGGAGGUGUACGACGGGACCUGGUACCGCUGCGUGAGCAGCACCCCAGCCGGCAGCAUUGAGGCCCAAGCCCGUGUGCAAGUGCUGGAAAAGCUCAAGUUCACACCACCGCCCCGGCCGCAGCAGUGCAUGGAGUUUGACAAGGAGGCCACGGUGCCCUGCUCAGCCACAGGCAGAGAGAAGCCCACGAUUAAGUGGGUACGAGCAGAUGGGAGCAGCCUCCCAGAGUGGGUGACCGACAACGCUGGGACGCUGCACUUCUCCAGGGUGACCCGCGAUGAUGCCGGCAACUACACUUGUAUUGCCUCCAACGGGCUGCAGGGCCAGAUCCGUGCCCACGUGCAGCUUACCGUGGCAGUUUUCAUCACCUUCAAGGUCGAGCCGGAGCGCACAACCGUGUACCAGGGCCACACGGCUCUGCUGCGGUGCGAGGCCCAGGGGGACCCCAAGCCGCUCAUCCAGUGGAAGGGCAAAGACCGCAUCCUGGACCCGACCAAGCUGGGACCUCGGAUGCACAUCUUCCAGAACGGCCACCCUGCACAGACCUCUCUGUGUGUCUCUCAAGACAAGCCCCCGCAGGAGGAGUCCGAGGGCCCGGGCAGCCCUCCCCCCUACAAGAUGAUCCAGACCAUCGGGCUGUCGGUGGGCGCCGCCGUGGCCUACAUCAUUGCCGUCCUGGGCCUCAUGUUCUACUGCAAGAAGCGCUGCAAGGCAAAGCGGCUUCAGAAGCAGCCAGAGGGCGAGGAGCCAGAGAUGGAGUGCCUCAAUGGCGGGCCCUUGCAGAACGGGCAGCCCUCAGCGGAGAUCCAGGAGGAAGUGGCUUUGACCAGCUUGGGCUCUGGCCCCGCAGCCACCAACAAACGCCACAGUACGAGCGACAAGAUGCACUUUCCGCGGGCCAGCCUGCAGCCCAUCACCACACUGGGGAAAAGCGAGUUUGGAGAGGUGUUCCUGGCGAAGGCACAGGGCUUGGAGGAGGGGGUGGCAGAGACCCUGGUGCUGGUGAAGAGCCUGCAGAGCCGGGACGAGCAGCAGCAGCUGGACUUCCGGAGGGAGUUCGAGAUGUUUGGGAAGCUGAGCCACGCCAACGUCGUGCGGCUCCUGGGGCUGUGUCGGGAGGCCGAGCCCCACUACAUGGUGCUGGAGUAUGUGGACCUGGGAGACCUCAAACAGUUUCUGAGGAUUUCCAAGAGCAAGGAUGAAAAAUUGAAGUCACAGCCCCUCAGCACUAAGCAGAAGGUGGCCCUGUGCACCCAGGUGGCCCUGGGCAUGGAGCACCUGUCCAACAACCGCUUUGUGCACAAGGACCUGGCCGCUCGGAACUGCCUGGUCAGCGCCCAGAGACAGGUGAAGGUGUCGGCCCUGGGGCUCAGCAAGGACGUGUACAACAGUGAGUACUACCACUUCCGCCAGGCGUGGGUGCCUCUGCGCUGGAUGUCCCCCGAGGCCAUCCUGGAGGGCGACUUCUCCACCAAGUCUGAUGUCUGGGCCUUUGGUGUGCUGAUGUGGGAAGUGUUCACCCAUGGAGAGAUGCCCCAUGGCGGGCAGGCCGACGACGAGGUGCUAGCAGACUUGCAGGCUGGGAAGACCAGACUCCCACAGCCUGAGGGCUGCCCUUCCAAGCUCUACCGGCUGAUGCAGCGCUGCUGGGCCCUCAGCCCCAAGGACAGGCCCUCCUUCAGCGAGAUUGCCAACACCCUGGGAGACAGCCCUGCAGACAGCAAGCCAUGAGGAGGGAGCCCAGGCAGGCUGAGCCUCAGGCUGGCGUGGGCACGGGAGGACCUCCUGACAGGUGCCUGCAGCAUGAUGGGCAAGAUCCCUGUCCUCCUCGGCCCUCCGGGCCCCACCCUGGCCCCACAGGCACUGCUGAGGUUUGGGCUGGGCCUGUGAUUCUCUCCUCUCUCUUACCCUCAGCCCUUUGGGGGGUUGACUCGGACCCGGACUGGUGACUAGGACCUUGGGCUGGGCAGCUUUUUCUGCCACCCCUCCCCCCAUCAGGGGCAGUGUGGGUGCCUCAGGUAACACCAAUUUCUGGCCUGGGUCUCCGCCCCUUGGCCAGGUGCAGUUCCGCCCCUCACCUGCUAACUUUGCCCAGGGCAGGCGAGGCUGCAGAUGAGCCGGGUUGGAGGGGCGUUCCUUAAUAUACUCAAAUUCCUGGGUAGUGCUGGCCCACGGGGCAGAAUAUUUUAUCACCUCGGGGUCUGCGCCAGAAUCGGGGAGGACACAGCCAGUGCGUCCUCCCCACAUGGACUUGUGCACGCUGACCCUGACCUGUGUCUCCUCCCCACCCUUCUCUCCUUUCCUCAUCCUAAGUGCCUGGCAGAUGAAGGAGUUUCAGGAGCUUUUGACAUUAUAUAACCCGCCCUUUUUGUAUGCACCACGGGCGGCUUUUGUAUGUACCGUACUCGCAGCGUAGGGUGGGUGGGCAUGGGAGGGAGGGGUGCGCCUUGGAGGAGAUGGGGACGGGGACCACCCCUGCCUCACACUUUUAUUGUUGUUGUGUGUUUGUUGUUGUUUUUUUACACUCACUGUUCUCAAUAAAGAAGCCUUUUUUACAACCUG